CACGCGUCUCUCGUCUCUAUCUGGAUUGGACAGAUAAAUGUGUGGCUUUCCUCUAACUUAUCUAAAGACUACUGUGCCAAGGGGGGCAGUAAGCAGAACCAGUUACAUCAUUCACUGUGAGGAGGAGCGAAUCUGGCAGUUAGACGUAACAAAAACACAAAAACGCUGGGCGAUAUAUCUCAACUUUAAGAACGAAUUCACGGAGUGUAAAAAGAUUUUUUAAUUACCUCAUCAUGAAAACUCUACAAUGGGCAUUAAGAGGCUUAGUAAUGUUGCUUGUGGUGAAAGAAGUCGAACUGAAAGUAGGGAUAACGAAAGACAUCGUUCCCUACGUCAUCCCCAGGGGCAAUGACGGUCGUCUCACCUGCUACAUCAGUCAGUUGAACAAAAACGUGGUGCACUGGUACUUUUUAAAUGACAGCGCUGUCGGAGUGAAGCAUCUUUUUGGCGGUGACAAUUUGAUUGCUACACAUGAUAGGAACAAGUACGAGUUGAACCAGACGACUGUUGGGGAGCAGACAACGUCAGUGUUAACAAUCCGGCGCACUUCAAUACCAGACGGGGGGAUGUAUCAGUGUAUGGUCCAGAUCCUUGGUGAACCUUCUCACAAAUGGCCCAAGAGGAGUGGACUGUUGACUGUUGCUAUAAUGCCCUGGAUUCGUAAAAUAAGCUCUAACGUAGAGGCCAGUGAGGGCGGAAACGUCACCCUUGAGUGUAACGCUGCCGGAAAACCGAAGCCAAAGGUAUCAUGGCACAGGAAAAACGGUCAUCCCAUACAGGGGCUGGGGAUCUACGGAAACGAGAGUUCUUAUGAAUACGUGGGUUCCGCUCUCACCUUAAAAAACAUCACAAAAGGCUCCAGGGGAGUGUACGUGUGCACCGCUGUCAAUGACAUUAACAAACCUGCCUUCGGAGAGGCAAUGGUGAACGUGAUGACCAAACCCACCGCCAGGGCGGUGAAGAGCUUCGAGAUGGAGCCCCAGGGGGUUUACGCUUCUGCCAACCUGGAGUGCAUCAUAGGCGGUUCGCCCCGUCCAACGAUGACUUGGUACAGAACGAUUGACGGCUACAAGAUGCCGCUCUUCUCUGGCUCCGACUACGACAUAGAAAGUAUCGUCUCCGAUAAUGCUGCCUAUGGCAGCAAUGGCCUGACAGCUGACGAAGUGUUGUUUAGACUACAUAUUGUGGACGUUGAUUCCGGUGACUAUGAUGAAUAUACUUGUGAGGCAGUCAACCCUUAUGGAAUAGCGACAGCCAAAGUCAGGUUACUAGAGGAAGACAGCUGGGCUUACGACAAUCAGGGGAGUGUUCGGUCUGGAACAAUCCGAGAGCAACUCGAUAGAAAACUACUCUUCGUAACAGUCUUAGCGGCUAGCAUUCCAUUUAUUUUAAUGCGGUAUUAAAACUUAAAUUGUCAAAGAUUAAAAGGUUGUGAUUUUCGUUGAGGUUUGCAGCAUCAGAUCUUUUAGACUCCUUUCAAGAAACGUAUACAAUACGCCAGUCAGUCUUUCCGAUGUCCACAUAUUUAUUUUAUAGAGGAUUACAAUAAUACUACUGGGAGGAAUUCAAAUAGGCCCUAUCUGAAAGAAAAAUAUAAAAGUGGUUAACGCAGAGAUGCUGAAAGUCGUCGAAUGAAAACCUUUCAGUCUACUGCCAGCAUCUACGUUACGCAAGUUCCCAUCAUGCAAAUAAUAUGAGAUAUCAACGACAACGUCACGUAUGGUACGCCAGGAUAUCGCCUACGCCACAAUGCAUAAAUAUUAACGUUGGAUUAUGCCUACCGCACGGAUGGAUCAGGGUCGUUACGACACAGUCACGACAUAACCUACGUUUCCUUGCACAGGUGCAGACAAGAGAUGGAUUGCACGUGGACGCGAGGAAAGCGCCACCACGUCUCUUAUCUACCCUCAAGGAAAUGGUAUAUUACAUUGCGACAUGAUUACAACACUAACUGCUGGAUAUAUAUUUUGGUUCACACCGAUGGAAUAACAACGGUCGGAUUGUAUAUACUGCAAUUUUCUAGACACAUCAUUGACAGCGAUCGGAUAAUUUAUAAUAAUUGAUGACUGCAUCACUCGAUGUCAAGGAUUUGUGAACAAAUAACAUCAAACUCUGUUUUGCGACGAGUUCGUACUUCAACAAGCUUACUAGUACUAGUAUAGGCAUCAGAACGGGCGUUCAUUAAGGUAAGUUUUCCUGAAUAUAGAUUUAUAGGCCACAUUUACACAGGAAAACAUUGUGAUCGCACAAUAAGUAUUAGAGGACAAUGAAGAAAGCAGAAGAUGUGGCACUAAUUCCUCCUCACGAUCACAAAAGAAUUCGUUGUAUAUAAAAUGUACUUAUUUUUUACCAAGAGUAAUAUUGACAUUUUCAUUCUUUCACUUUUUCUGUUAUUUUUGUAUUUAUGAUAACUGGUCAUCGCCUCCAUAGAUUGCUGUAUACUGUUCUUUCUAUUCAUUUCAUCGUAGUGGCAAUCACUUUAUUAUGAAAGUCAACAAUCAUGACAGAACUUCAGGCGUGCUUUCAAACAUCAGUCCCAGAUAAAUAUAUUCCCCAAAGAAGAUGAAAUGAUAUGAAAUUGUAUAAAAAACAGAAAAUUUUCUGCUAAAUUUAUACUUUUAAUGUUGUUAUUUUGACGUCUAGGCUAAUUUGUAAAAAAAUGUGUCUUAUUUAAUGAAAAACAGGUUAUAAACCUCAGUUUCUGGUUCAACGAUACACAUUUUUCAAAUGAUGUAUUGAUUAAACUUACUGUACAUAAAUAUGUGUAUUCCCUUAAUUUAAUU
This is a messenger RNA of Lingula anatina, 2783 nucleotides long. Its product is annotated as limbic system-associated membrane protein. Gene Ontology annotation, molecular function: cell-cell adhesion mediator activity. Gene Ontology annotation, cellular component: axon; plasma membrane. The record is from RefSeq and is a predicted model, not a curated record. Lineage: Eukaryota; Metazoa; Brachiopoda; Lingulata; Lingulida; Lingulidae. Gene Ontology annotation, biological process: axon guidance; dendrite self-avoidance; homophilic cell-cell adhesion.